CAAAAUGGAUACCAUGGCAACCGUUUUGUUUGUUGUGUUAUGUGUAGAUAGGCAUCAAUAAGCAAUAUCUUGGUAGACUUCUUACAUUAUAUACGCGUAUUCUGCACUAAUGAACGAAAAUCGUUGCAAAAAAAUUGUGAAAAGUAGUAAGAACAAAGAAACGCGAUGGGAUCGUAUACGCAAAAAGCACAUGAACUCUGUGAAUAUAACAACCGAAAAUGUAAGAAAAUUUUUCGGUAUGGACUUUAUCAAUGAACAUCAAUUGCGUAUAUUGAAUGGUGAAUCGAAGAGGCGUUUCUAUUUAAAUCCUGCGCUGGUGAUGAAUGCAAGACAUGAAAUGAUCCGACGAAAUUCUAAAGACGUGAGUGAACUUCCUCCUCAUCAUUUUGAUGCAUUGAAGUCAAUCCAAAUGGAGAAGAUCAAAAAUCAUAACAAUAUCAUUGAGGCUAAGUACUUGGAUCACGAGCUUAAUAAAUUCAGAAAGGAAAUUUCUAUGACACGUACACGCUUACUAGUAGUCCACGAUAACAUCGAACACAAUUCCCUAUCGUAUAAGCCAAUAGACAAUAGCAACUUGAUGUCAUCGUUUUCGCAUGGUCACGAAUGUGUGGAAGAUUUCUAUCGUGAAAGUGAAAAUGCGACUCUAAUAGAGAGACGAAUUUUUGAAAAUAUUGAGCAUCAAUCGGACGAAGUCACUCUUAAUGCGGUUGAAGAGGAUGUAGAUUCCAUUGAUGAUUUAUUACACUCAGAUGAAAUGGCCAAAAACGAUGACCGAUAUGUUCGCUUUGGACAUUUAAUUGAGAUUAUUAAUUAUGAUGAGGUGGAAGGGUUGAAUCGUGGAAAAUGUAGCGACGAAGAUCAACUAAGCAAUUCGAUUGCAGACAGAGAAGUAGAACCGGCGCUUGAUUCAAAUGCUGACAGGGAAAUCGAGCCGAUAUUGGAAGUGAAACUUGUUCCGAAACAACAGAUUCAAACUGCACCCACACUGGAGUUGAUCGGUAAACAAAUGCAACAUUCAGCUGAAAUUGUAACAACGAAACAUCAAGAUGAAAAACCAGUAAAAAUGCACUCGAUUGAAGACAAUUGUGAUGAUAAACUGCUCAUCGAUCAGAAUCCCUUUAUCAUAAGAAGACUGGAGGUGGCAAAUCAGUCAAAAUCAACUGUAAAUGAGCCUAAUGUGGAUACUGAUAAUUAUGUUCCACCCGAACAAAAUGCUAUUGUCUCAGAUCUUUUCACGAACGAUAUUCAGACCGACAUGAAGCGACAAAAAAUUCUGCAAAAGUAUUUCCUCAAGUGGAUACACUUUACCACAAUUGAAAGACUUUCGAAGGAAAAUAUCUCCUGUAAUCAGUCGCGAAUUCAAAAAAUCGAAGCAUUUUUGAACAAUAUUCGAUUGGAAAAGAAGAAACAAUUGCGGACGAAUGACACACGAACAGUUGAUGUGAAGAAGAAGGUCGAGCCGGAAAAUUCGAUUGUGUUGGCCAGGAAAUAUCAUCACAAAUUGAAAAUACAACAAGACAUCAUCGAGCUACAGAAGCUGAAGCUUGAGCGACAGGAACGAAUGAUCAGUGAAUUAAAAUUGUCCAAGCUAACUGACGAUGCCAAAGAGUCUAAAGCGACCAUAAAAGACGAGUUGAAAAAUGUUAUCCGAAACGGAUGUGCUAAUUCGCGUGCCAAAGCUAGAUGCCUGCAGAUUGUGGCCAAUGUUAGGGACGAUGAAGACGAUGAAUACGCUAAAUUGCAGGCGCGAGGUGUUCCGAAAUUUCUAAUUGAAAUGGAACAAAGAGCUAUGGAACGAAAUCGAAAGCAUCAGGAAGCGAAAGAUAGACGGGAGCAGCUGGAAAAAGAAAAGGAAGAAUUGCGCUUAGCGGCCGAGGAGGCGAAGCGUUUGCAAGACGAAGAAGCCAAACGGAAACGUAUCGAAGAGUUGCGUGAGAAACGUCGUCAAGAGAAAUUGGCGAAAAUUCAAAAGGAGAACGAAAGACUCAAACAAAUUGAAAAUAAUAAAAAAGCUACUGCUUUCUACCGACACAUGCUGCUAUCUCGCUUUGGAAUGAAUGGUUUUAAGUUAUUAAUCAAAAUUAAGAAGCGAAACGAACGGAAGGCAGAGAUUUUCCACCGUCAAAUGAUUGUUCGAAAUUCAUUUCACGGAUGGAAACUGCAUGUGUACAACGUGUGGAACUAUCGUAAAAUGAAGGCAGAUAAUCAUUUCAAUCGACAGUUGCUUAAGAAAUGCUUCUUUGCGCUCAAAAAGAACCAACUUAAUCAGCACAGCAAAAUGUUAGUGGCAAUGGAUUGGUACGAUUUGAAAUUGACCGAACGAAUGUUUCAUAUUUGGGUAGGCUACACGAAAAUGGAAAAAAUUCUGGACGAAAUUAAAAUGAGACAAGCCGAAGCGCAUUAUGAUUGGCAUUUGAAAUGGCGAGUCAUUGACCACUGGCAACGUUUGCAAACAAUUUUGAAAAUUGAAAAAGAAACUGACGAAAGACGACAACGUUGGAGAAUGAAAAUCUGGGAAUUAUUGCCGGACUAUACACCGAAUCGAGAUAACUAGCCCGUUUUGAAAUAAAUUGUGCAAUAUUACUUAAAAUACACUACGGACAUACUGAUUUUAUAAAUAAAAAUACUCC
This is a messenger RNA of Bradysia coprophila, 2630 nucleotides long. RefSeq lists its product as uncharacterized. The record is from RefSeq and is a predicted model, not a curated record. Lineage: Eukaryota; Metazoa; Arthropoda; Insecta; Diptera; Sciaridae.